AUGGCUGGAAAAGAUAGCAGUGAUUUACUUGUGCUGAUUGAGCAUGUAAAGUAUCGUUCAUCGGGUGCAGCCCGUUCGCCAGUUGGCUGCAUUUCUGUUUAUACAGAUCGGGUUGAAUGGAAUGGUUCUACACCUGAUGAGAAACUCGUUGUGCCUUUUGCCAAUAUUAGAGGACAGCGUAUAUCACCGCCUAAUAAAAGUAAAACUCAGCUUCAGUUAUGCCUGCACGAUGGCAACCAGGAAACAUUUGUCUUUCUUAAUCCAGCUGGUGAUAAAGAGGUACAUAUCAAAGAACGUGAUUUAGUCAAAGAGACAAUACAGCAAGCACUUAUUGGGCAUCGCCAACUUGCUAAUCAGGCAGAAGCUUAUUCGGAGAAAUAUAGUAAAACUCGUGAAUUGGAAGCGAAAAAAAAAAUUCUUGAGAAUAACGCUCAUUUGCAACAGUUAUAUAAACAUCUUGUUGCAUCAAAAUUAAUUUCUGCGCAGGACUUUUGGGGUGAAUACUAUCAUUCGAAAGAAGCUAACGGCAAUGAUCAGCUGGGCAUUUCAAGUGGAUUUUUAAGUAGUAUGCUACAAGCCGAAGGUGUGAAUAGCAUAAAAAUAAAUUUAAGUGUUGAUGCAAUACAGAGUAUAUUUCGUACUUAUCCAUCAGUUGAAAAAAAACAUUUGGAAUUGGUGCCACAUGAGUUGACCGAAAAGCAGUUUUGGAGUAAAUUUUUUCAAUCUCAUUAUUUUCAUCGUGAUAGAGAAGAAAAUCCUGAUCCGUUGGAUCCAUUUUCUGAUUGCAUUAAAAAGGACGAUAAUGAGAUGGAAAAAAUCAUGAAGGGAAAUGUGCUGAAGAAAAUGCUAGAUUUUUCUUAUAUUUCUGAUGAUCUCAAUUUGGAUUCAGAUAUUUCUUCAGCUAAUUCCUCAAACAAUAAAGAAUUACUGCUUAAAAGAUGCAAUUACCACUCCAGCCGCGUUUUAUUAGCUUCCCAUGGAAAUAAUUUAGAAGUGAAAAAUGUUAAUGAAAGUGCGCAGAUUGCGAGUACAUCAAAAUCAAAUAGCGAUGAGCGCAUAAUGAUCGAUAGUGAGGAAUUGGCGAAUGAUGCUAUGCAAGAUGAAAUGGAGAGGAUUUCAUUUAAGCAAGGAAGUGCUAAUGCUUUAGGAAAUGAUCUUUCGAGUGAUCAACGCCGUCUGUUUUCUGAAAAAAUUUUAAGGCUUUGCAAUCGAAGGAUUUCAUCGACGGAUAAAUUUUCCUUGGGUAAUGCAACUAUGUUCGCUGAACCAUUAGGUCCUUUUGAUGCUAAUAAUUGGGUCAAUGGUCAUAAAGCUGAUGUUUUAAAUGCAGCUAAUUUUGAUGAGCUCCAAGCCGUUCAUUAUUCAUUUGCUGAGUUAUUAAAACAUUUCUGGUCAUGUUUUCCUCCAACCACUAUCGAAAUGGAAGAUAAGGUAAUUUGUCGACCAAAAAAAUAA
Molecule: messenger RNA, 1455 nt
Organism: Dracunculus medinensis (Guinea worm)
Lineage: Eukaryota; Metazoa; Nematoda; Chromadorea; Rhabditida; Dracunculidae
Source: the annotation of a GenBank genome assembly